Messenger RNA from Spodoptera littoralis (African cotton leafworm), 891 nucleotides. The record is from the annotation of a GenBank genome assembly. NCBI's taxonomy places the organism in Eukaryota, Metazoa, Arthropoda, Insecta, Lepidoptera, Noctuidae.
AUGUUACAACUCAGUCAGUCAACCGACUUGUCUAAAAUGAAGCUGUUAGUGGGAGUAGUAUGUUUUGCCUUGACCGUGGUUAUCUCAGCAGUCGAGAUACCUUCAGCUCAAGCCAAUACCGUCUUCGGCUACCACAUAAAUAUUGGUAUCCCCGAAGCCACAAGGAUACGAAAUUCAGAAUUACUUAAAAUCUCAGGAGGUCAAGUUCAAGAUGUAAAUGAAAUACCGUAUCAGGCUGGAAUCAUAGUUACCAUUAUGUCCUUCUUCACAUCAGUAUGUGGGGCGACAAUUAUUUCUUCCACGCGCCUUCUGACUGCUGCUCACUGCCAAUUUGAUGGAAUGUUCACCGCUCAGCAUUUUACUAUCGUACUAGGUUCAAAUGCUUUAUUCUCCGGUGGUCUCCGGUUUAUAACGAGUGAUGUUGUGUUACAUCCUCACUGGAAUCCAAAUACCAUCGCUAAUGAUAUUGCUGUCGUUCGUGUAAACCAAAUCACGUUUACUGCUUCCAUCAGGGCUAUAGCUCUACCCAGCGGCAACGAGCUCACUAACAACUUCGUUGGGUGGUAUGCUCAGGCUUCAGGAUACGGAGUCACAUUUCAUGGUGAUACCAUAAGAGAUGACCAGCCAAUCAGUUCAGUAAUUGCACCUGUCAUAAGUAAUAACGAAUGUAGGUUAGUGUUCGGAAAUUUUAUUUCGGACUCUAUUAUCUGCACAAGUGGACAGGCCGGGAAGGGCGCAUGUGGCGGGGACUCCGGUGGACCUGUUGUUGUGAACUCAAAUAAUAGACCUAUUGUUAUUGGUGUUAUUUCUUUUGGACAUUCGUGUGGAUCUGGCCACCCUUCCGGCCACACCAGAGUCACCUCUUUCGUCGACUGGAUACAAUCUCAAUAA